Molecule: messenger RNA, 827 nt
Organism: Linderina pennispora
Lineage: Eukaryota; Fungi; Kickxellomycota; Kickxellomycetes; Kickxellales; Kickxellaceae
Product: S-adenosyl-L-methionine-dependent methyltransferase
Exons: 1
Coding region: 98-703 (201 amino acids)
Molecular function (GO): methyltransferase activity
Source: RefSeq, a predicted model, not a curated record
CUCGACUCCUUUUCUACUACUAGAAUAAAAUUACAAAUGAUGGAGAGCUCAGCGACAGAAUGGCUAUUGAAGGGAGGCAGACAAUAAGGAAAAGUACAUGGACGAUACAUAUACCUCGUUGGCGCAGCGGUACGAUGCAUUUCACGGCAGCAUGCCCCUCAACGGCGCGCAGCGCGGCAAAGACCAGAUAAUGAAAAUGAUCAAGCCCAGGCGCGGCACAUUGUUCCUCGAUAUGGCGGGUGGGACCGGCGACAUGAGUGUGAGCUUCCUCAAGUACCAAGCGUCAGUCAACAAAGACAAAGAGUCGACUGCAGUUGUGUUUGACCUCAACAAGGAAAUGCUUGAGGUGGCCAGGCGGCGCCUGGAAGACACCGGGUGGUCGGAGCAAGCAAAGGUCGUGCACGGCAAUGCUGAGGACCUGUCGAUGUUUGGUGAUGGAUCGUUCGAUAUAUACUGCUGCGUAUUUGGACUGCAUAAUAUGCCGAACCAUGAAAAGGUGCUCAAGGAAGCGUUUCGUGUCAUAAAGCCUGGUGGGCGGCUUGUCGUCGGUGAAAUCAAUACGGGCACGAGGCGGGUGGCAAGGGCGCUCAUCCGGAUGCUGUUCGUGCAUGUCAUUUUCCCGAUUGCGUACCACAGACUCAGUGAUUCGGCGAUGACUGACCGGCUGGCUAAAAGCGCAUUAGGGUUUCCGGCUCCUGAAUAAGUUCGUACAGGCUGUCAAGAAUGCAGGGUUUAGGGCCGAGGGACGUGGGUACAAGACAUGUGCGCUUGGACUGGGCGCGGUGUAUUUUGGCAUAAAGCCCUGAUGACAGUGGGGUAGAGUUCAU